UGCUCAGCUCCGCGGUAAUGGAGGCUGAGGAUGAGUGCUGACCCGGCCCGGCUCUGCCUUUUACUUUAGCUCUGGCUCUAACUCUGGUACUGACGUGGGGCUGGGGCUGGGGCGGGGGCUGGCAGCCCGAAGCCUUGAUACCUUUUCCCGACUUUCCGGGCGGGGACGGCCUGCGGACAACCAGCUGGUUUGGAGCGCUUCAACGCAGGGAGGGAAUUCUCUUGCCUGGGGUCCAGCCUGUAAAGCCACCGCGUUCUCUUAGGGAUCCCGCCCCGCCGGCCGGGCCUCCUCCAUGCAGUUGAAACAGGUUGACAGCCAUUAACCUGGGUUGCAACUACAGGUGGCACUGGAAGCAGAUUGGUUCCCGGACAUGCCCGGUGGAAGGAGGGGCCCUAGUCGGCAGCAGCUAAGCCGUUCAGCUUUACCUUCUUUACAGACUUUGGUUGGUGGGGGCUGCGGCAAUGGAACAGGCCUGAGAAACAGGAAUGGUAGUGCUAUUGGCCUUCCGGUCCCACCUAUCACAGCCUUAAUCACCCCUGGUCCUGUUCGUCAUUGCCAAAUUCCUGAUUUGCCUGUGGAUGGAAGCCUGCUCUUUGAAUUUCUCUUUUUCAUCUACCUGCUGGUUGCUCUGUUUAUUCAAUACAUCAAUAUCUAUAAAACAGUGUGGUGGUAUCCUUAUAAUCAUCCUGCUUCUUGUACUUCACUGAAUUUUCAUCUCAUUGAUUACCACCUGGCAGCAUUCAUCACAGUGAUGCUUGCAAGGAGGCUGGUGUGGGCCCUCAUCUCCGAGGCCACUAAGGCGGGUACAGCAUCUAUGAUUCACUACAUGGUUCUGAUAUCAGCUCGCUUGGUGCUACUCACUUUAUGUGGAUGGGUACUUUGUUGGACCCUCGUCAAUCUCUUCCGGAGCCAUUCAGUCCUCAAUCUCCUUUUCCUUGGCUACCCGUUUGGUGUUUAUGUUCCUCUCUGCUGUUUCCACCAAGAUAGUAGAGCUCAUCUUCUUCUCACAGACUAUAACUACAUGGUUCAGCAUCAGGCGGUAGAAGAAAGUGCCUCAACUGUGGGUGGCUUGGCCAAAUCCAAAGACUUCCUCUCCUUAUUGCUGGAGUCUCUGAAAGAACAGUUUAAUAAUGCCACGCCCAUCCCCACGCACAGCUGCCCCCUCUCUCCAGACCUCAUUCGCAAUGAAGUGGAAUGUCUGAAAGCGGAUUUCAACCACAGAAUCAAGGAAGUUCUCUUCAACUCCCUCUUCAGUGCCUACUAUGUUGCAUUUCUCCCCCUGUGUUUUGUGAAGAGUACCCAGUACUAUGACAUGCGCUGGUCAUGUGAGCACCUCAUUAUGGUGUGGAUCAAUGCUUUUGUCAUGCUCACCACACAACUGCUGCCGUCUAAAUACUGUGAUUUGCUACAUAAAUCAGCCGCUCACCUGGGCAAGUGGCAGAAGCUUGAACAUGGGUCCUACAGCAAUGCUCCACAGCACAUUUGGUCAGAAAAUACAAUAUGGCCUCAAGGGGUGCUGGUGCGACACAGCAGAUGCUUGUAUAGAGCCAUGGGGCCUUACAACGUGGCAGUGCCUUCAGACGUAUCCCAUGCCCGCUUUUAUUUCCUAUUUCAUCGUCCAUUAAGGCUGUUAAAUCUGCUUAUCCUUAUUGAGGGCAGUGUCGUCUUCUACCAGCUCUAUUCCUUGCUGCGGUCGGAGAAGUGGAACCACACACUUUCCAUGGCUCUCAUCCUCUUCUGCAACUACUAUGUUUUAUUUAAACUUCUCCGGGACAGAAUAGUAUUAGGCAGGGCAUACUCCUACCCACUCAACAGUUAUGAACUCAAGGCAAACUAAGCUGCCUCUCAACAAUGAGAGAGAACUCAGAUAAAAAUAUUUUCAUACGUUCUAUUUUUUUCUUGCGAUUUUUAUAAGUAUUUAAGAUAUUUUAUAUUUUGUAUACUAUUAUGUUUUGAAAGGUGGGAAGGGUAAGGGAUAUUAAAUGUAUCCACAAACAAGGUGAUGUGAUCUUUCAUGUGUUAGUACAUUUGAAUAAUAACACAGGAUGAGAGGUGUGCCUCUCCAGUAAAGAGAUUGAUUUGUUCGUA
Molecule: messenger RNA, 2088 nt
Organism: Neogale vison (American mink)
Lineage: Eukaryota; Metazoa; Chordata; Mammalia; Carnivora; Mustelidae
Gene: TMEM39A
Product: transmembrane protein 39A
Exons: 9
Coding region: 371-1837 (488 amino acids)
Biological process (GO): negative regulation of autophagosome maturation; negative regulation of autophagosome assembly
Cellular component (GO): endoplasmic reticulum membrane
Source: RefSeq, a predicted model, not a curated record